ACUGACGCAAGUUUAUGUUCUGUCUAGUUUGUGCCAUGCCGCGCGCGGCGUAGGCAGUCUCGCAGAAGUCUCGAGGCAGUCUAGAGACUCGGUUGGGCGAGUUAACAGUGCUGUGUGUGACGGCUCCUGUGUGCACUGCCGCUGAGAGUCUGCGAGCAAUUCUGGUACUGGUUCCGCAAUCUAAGCAUUAUUUGAUAUUACAAUGGUGUUACCGCCGACCAACUGUGCCUUUAAAGUGGAAGGCACCACAGUCUGUUAACUGACGCCAGUUGUCCGAUUAUGAUCAUUGUAAAAAUGGAGAGCGUUGGCGAAGGGCUCCUCUGCAUACUUGCGUGUUCACUUUUGAUUAGGUUAGUCUGCACUACUGGCGAUGUUCCAAGUUGCCCCCACUGGUGGUGCGGCAUAAUCGACGCUGCUCUGGUUGGCUUUACCCACAUCUUGCACCUAACCGAGUCUCAAGGGGCCUGCCACGGGGUGUGUAAAUCCACCCCUUGGUGUGGCUCAGUCAACUACUUCAUGGAUACCGGCCAUUGCCAACUCAAUCUCAAUGCCUCCCACUACCAAGCCCCCGAUCGUUUGGUCCGGAGGCCAGGCUGGUUCUACUCUUACGUCGAAGCUGAGCCAACUGACGCUUCACCUGGUUGUUUCAACAGUCAAAAACAUGACCCCCUGUGUGUCAAAGACAGCAUAGAAUUCUCUGCAUUCCUCAGAACCAAAGAGAAAUACCCCAGUGCUGACUUGUCUCUGGCUAGGGACGCCUGCGCACAGUACGGUAUGCAACUCUGCACACUGACUCAACUCAAAGCGGCCUACGAGGCAGGCUUUAGGAGCAACCUGUGGUCUUUGAUAAACACUGAAGGAAGAGAUGCCAAGUUAUCAGUGUGUGAUACGAACCACCGGCGGCAAAGCGAGUGUGCCUUCAUGAUGGAGGGAACCAACAACGAUGGCCUCAUUCCGAACACCCCUCGACCGGCUGACUUCAUCAAUGCUUUCUGCUGCUCUAGCUCCUCAUGCCCCCCACCACACGCUUUGCAGUGGCAACUCGUUUUCAUGGGUCAGGCAGGUGGGCAAGACCUGUAUGAAAUGUGGACUAAUCCUCACUGGGAGUCGACCUUGGACGUCCACGGAAAUUUCCGGGACCAAGCUAUCUACGAUGCAUGGAAAUAUUGCAGCAGCCAUAUAAAGUUUGUGAAGCUUUCCCUGUACAGUACUGACGGAGUACAGCCUUUAGCAAAGCUGAUCUUCAGAGGGAAUCAAUUGAACAUCACCGACUGGUUCCGGAGAGACGAACUAUUGUCGUCUCCUUGGUGGCAACAUCUUGAACUUAAAGACGGCAAAUUUCCUAUUGGAGAUACACUGUUCUGGCCCAGACAAUUCGUCAUCAGCGACUUCCCUGGCAAUUGUUCACUGACAGCCAAUGUGGGAUGGCUCUUCGUUACUGCUCAGAGGGAAGCUUGCGCUUCGAUAAAUCCCUUCGCAAUCCUCUACAGCACCACGCACGACGCUGUACCACUGAUUGCGUCAGAUGCUCGUGUUGGUAUGGCCGACUACAUGACAAUCCAUGUGGUUAAGGAGUGAGCAAUGAACCCAUCAGAAGACGUCAAUUCCAACAUGUUGGUCACGUGCGGGGAAUCAUUGCUAUGACCGAGGAGUCUAGCUUGCCCAAGUUGCCAAAGAAUAACCAUAGAAACAUCAACGUUUUCUCAGAGACUAAUACUUGUUUAAAACGCUAUAAACAUAUGGAAAAUUUAUUUAGCUGUAAAGCAAUAAUAAUUAACUCCGAAGUUUCAUAAUCUCUGAAGCUAUAAACAGAGAAGUUCCUGGAAUUUCAGCAGAUCAGAACAAAUUAGAAAAACGUUAUCAUAAAUCACAAAAAAGCCAGCACAAAUUUGUAACUGAAUUCCGUAUUUUGGCCCAAGGAAAUUUUGGGGCACAUUUGAAGUAUCUUUUCACGCAACGGCAUGCAUUUAAAUGACCAGGCAGACCUUUUUUAUUGGCAGGCUUUCUCAAAAAUCAGAAGAUUUUGAAAAUACUGAUGUGGUCUCUACCAAUUUAAUGAUCCCUGUGUUUUAAGCGAAUUCUUUGCUUAAAAAUUGUAACCAGCUUUGAAGGAUGUUUUUCUUACUUUAAAUUUGUCAUCGUUGCAUUGUUCUCGC
This is a messenger RNA of Acanthaster planci (crown-of-thorns starfish), 2156 nucleotides long. RefSeq lists its product as uncharacterized. NCBI's taxonomy places the organism in Eukaryota, Metazoa, Echinodermata, Asteroidea, Valvatida, Acanthasteridae. The record is from RefSeq and is a predicted model, not a curated record.